AUGCCCAAACUUCUUCGUCUCAUCACCCCGCUCGCUGAUGCCGGAAUAAUUCGCGUCAGCCCCUAUCAGAGUUGCAUCGAUUCGGCCGGGGCAGGGAAAAGCACCUCCCGACCACGGGUUCAGCGGCCGCCGGAAUUCGGAAGCGAUUUACGGUCACGCUACCUGCGCUCGCGGUCGAGAAGACACCCACCAAGCGGUCGCCCCGAGGCCUUGGCUCGCCCACCAUGUGCACUUUCCCCCUCGCCCGGCGUCCGCGCACUGCAGACCCACUUUCGGCGCGCCCUGAGCGGAGUCAUC
Mesorhabditis spiculigera is the source of this 297-nucleotide messenger RNA. The record is from the annotation of a GenBank genome assembly. NCBI's taxonomy places the organism in Eukaryota, Metazoa, Nematoda, Chromadorea, Rhabditida, Rhabditidae.